Molecule: messenger RNA, 1888 nt
Organism: Closterium sp. Yama58-4
Lineage: Eukaryota; Viridiplantae; Streptophyta; Zygnematophyceae; Desmidiales; Closteriaceae
Source: the annotation of a GenBank genome assembly
GAGGAGAUGGAGAAGGGCGCUUCAUUCUCAAAACCACACUGCAUGUAUCUACACUGUUCUGACCCCCACUGUUGUGACCCCCACUGUUGUGACCCCCACUGUUGUGACCCCCACUGUUCUGACGACCCCCACUGUUCUGACCCACACUGUUUUGACCCACACUGUGCAGGUGAGCCUGAAGAAGAGGGAAACGGAGGAGCAGGAGGAGAUGCGCCUGCAGUCAUACGCGCACAUCCAUGCGCUGCGCGAGAAGGAGCCGUGGCAGCAGCUGCAGGCCUUCUCAGCAUCGAGCGAGGAGGCAGCAGCAGUGCGGGCGCGCAUGGUGGUGGGGGGAGGCGGGGCAGGGAGUGGCGCGCAGAAGCAGGGGAGGGUAAAAAAGGAGGAGGAUGCGAUGGAGGUGGAUGGAGCAAGGGAGGGCGAAGUGGGGGAGCCAGAGGGGGAGAGGGAGAGGGUGGAAGGUGGAGGAGUGGGAGUGGAGCAAGGGGAGGGGGUGGAUGUCGCGCUCGUGGGGUCCUGCCUCUCGCACUCCUCCGCGGCUGUUGCCGAGAUCAGAGGCAUUUCAGGGCUUUCCAAGAGCUACUUGGAUUCGCUGCCUCUGGAGCGCCGAUUGCUAGCCCUCCUGUCGCGGGCCAAGACGCACAUAUUCCAGUUUGAGCGAUUGAUGAAGCUGCUACCAGCAGGCACACAGGAGCAGCAGGUGCUGGCACUGCUACAGCACAAGGCCCUGCUGGUGCAGGGCUGCUGGGUCGCGCCCAGCUCCAUGCGCUGCCCCGUGGGGCCCACCUGUGUGCUGCGCGACCUGCUGCUGCUGCUAUUCACCAAGCACCGCGUCAUUCGCCGGGAGGACGUGGCGCACCUCAAGGUACCAAAGGAGCUACUGAGAGAGUUACUCCUAUCCAUAGGCAUUCCCAGGGGGCCCAACACAGGCUGGGAGUUUGCCGAACCAACAGACCAGGCUUUCCUCAACUCCCACCCUGCCAUAGCUAAGGAGCAGCUUCGGCGCUGGAUGGCUGCCGAGCCUGCGAUCCUCCGAGCCUCUCGCGCGCUUUCCCUGGCCACCAUGGCUGACGUGGCAGCAGCUUCGGCAGCUGCUGCUGCGGCCAAAGCUGCUGCUGCUGGGGGAGGGGCAGGUAGGGGCGGGGGAGGCAGGGCCGGGCCUGGGGGAGGCUUGGGAGCGCCCAAGGCUGGUCUGGCAGGGCGUGGGGCAGGUUUGGCAGGACGAGGGGCAGGUUUGGCGGGGCGAGGAGCUGGUUUGGGAAGAGGUUCGGGCGGUCCGAGCCUGCAGGCUGGUGCUGUGACAGGGGCAACAGGAGCUGCAGCGCUGGCAGCAUCAGCAUCAGGAGGAGGAGGAGCAGCAGGGGGAGGAGCAGGAGGAGGAGGCACAGUGGGAGCGGUGGGGCAGAGCCUGAGUGCUGAAACAUGGGAAGCACUUCCUGGUGCUCUGAGGAAGAUAUUCGCUCAACACCACGUGUGCAGUCUGCCCUUUUUGUGCCAGCAGCUACAGCGAGCAGCGGAGGAGCAGCAGAGGGCGGCAGGGGCGUCACCUCAGGCUGUGGCGGCGGCUGUAGCGGCAGCCAAGGCUGCGAAAGCUCCCGCCAAUGAACUCGCGACAGCUGUCUCAGAGGUGGCCACCAGCAUCAAUGGAAUAUACUUCCUCCCAACACUCAAUGAUCCAGAAGUCGAUCCCUUCAGGGAAGUGGUGAUUGCACUGCUGAGAGCCAAGGGCGCAGGGGGGGUAGGGCUGAAGCGAACAGAGAUAGUGGAGGCCACACGCAUUGCACUUAAAGCUCAAGUGCCCGCUGCAACGUACCAACGGGUUCUGAAGGAGUUGUGUGUCACUAAUGGUGCUGCGUGGGUGUUGAAGCCAGGGGAUGGCAGCACAGUGUAG